Thalassophryne amazonica is the source of this 4157-nucleotide messenger RNA. RefSeq names its product bromo adjacent homology domain containing 1 (gene bahd1). Bases 512 to 3082 code for a protein of 856 amino acids. Gene Ontology annotation, molecular function: chromatin binding. NCBI's taxonomy places the organism in Eukaryota, Metazoa, Chordata, Actinopteri, Batrachoidiformes, Batrachoididae. The record is from RefSeq and is a predicted model, not a curated record. The transcript has 7 exons.
UAAGCCGUCUUUGGCACAGGCCGAACAGAACAGAAGCGCUCCCUGUGAGUGACGAACGUCAGGCUGCUUGAGUGAAAAGCACAUGGCACCGCGCGGCCUUCAGUUUGGCAGAUGCUAAAAGCAUGACUGAAGCUCUGGCAGGUGGCGGCCGCCUCCUCCCUCCGUCCUCAGCUGGGAUGAGAGCACAGCGACGGUCGUUGUUCACGACGAUGAUGGCAAUCGCUGUCACCGUCUCCCCGUUUUCUCCGCUAUUUCCAUCCAUCACUCUGUCUCACACUCCUCCCGUCUUCAUUUUUCUCCCGCCUCCUUCUCACUCGCCAUCAGACGUCUGGUUGAGGAGACGUGGAGCGAAGAAAACCAGGAGGCUUCUGCCCUCCUGGUUUUGAUGGAGUGACUGGGUCCAGGUGAUGAGCCGUGAUCGAACAACCUGUCUGAGUCGAAAACCACCAUCAUAGGAUCUGGUCUCCUUGUGGAUGAAGAGGUGGCUGAUCCAUUCCCCGAUGCUGAGAUCAUGGUACGAGCUCAGCUGAAACACCCGCUGAAAUCUGCUAAGCCUCGAAAGGUGAAGGGAAGCGACACAAAAGGAGGUGCAGUGGGAAAAGGGCAAGUGAGAAAGAAUGAGCUGCGAGGAAAGAAAAGGAAGAAUAAGAAGGAGUUGCAUCGACGUCGGAAGAAAUCGCUGGCAGUGAGUGAUGGAGAUGCACUGGAUUGUUGUGUGCUGCUCACCCGUCUGGAGGAGAAAGGAGGCGUGCGCAAACAAAAGCAUGAAUCAAAAGCUGGGAAACAAAGAAGUGUGAAAUUCAGAAAGAAGCUGCACUCUUGCUCUGUACAAAGGACCAAAUGGGGUAAAUCCGUACGAAGAAAAGCUUCCAGCGCAAAUCAGCAAGCACUGGAACCAAAACUCAACCAGUCUGACGCCUUACCCACGUUGCCCCCACUUGUCUGUGAGCCUCGCAGAAGGCGAAUGGCCUCUCUCAACGCAGAGGCCGUUAACAGUUUGCUACUUUACAGAAGCGACUCUUCAGCGUCAAACCACAUAAAGAAACGUCAGCUGUCUAAUGGCGAACUGGUUAAAGAUGAGCCUGAAAGUAGGAGUCAUCUAACCAAAAAGUCUUCUGCAAGAGGGAAUGCAGAGCCAAGCAAUAAACUGAAAAAGAAGAAGCGGUCUGCGACGGAUGCUUUGAGCAUCGACUGGUUGAGUUUGUUGACCCCAACGCCUCGACGCCAGGCGGGUCUCACUGCUGCAACACUCCUCAAACUCACCAGUACCCCAUACAGAACUAAACGGGAAAAAAAGACCGAUUGCAAGGUAGAGGUGGCAGCCGAAAGUUGGGAUGAGAUUAGAUGCAAGUCUGUAAGCGAACGAUCAACUAAGACCAAAAGAUUAACACAUCCCAAGCAUGAUGAGCACCUAAAGCACAGAAAACAAAGUACACAAGAUCCAGUACCUUCCCAGCUCAGCUCAGACAUCCAGGGAUGCUGUAGUCUGUGCAAAGCAGCAACUGUGGAUCCAGAAUGGAAGGGGACCACAGGCGGGCAGGAUUGUCUUAACCAUGUGUCCCAUUGCUGCUCUUUGCUGGGGCCUUCUUUAAAAACAAUCAAGGAGGAACACGUGGAGACAGAGGUGACUCAUUGCUACUGCUGCACCCAGGAGAGGUGUGUGGAGUACUGUCACAGACUAGCCCUCUUCCUGGAAGACAAGAACUUCAAGAAACCCGAGGACAGCUCCCUGUCUGAGGUUUUCCACCAUCACCAUCAUCACCACCACCAUCACCACCACCACCAUCUUCAGUCCCCCCACUCUGUAUCCCACCCAGCAACAAUAGCCAUCAGCUCGCACACUUGCACUUGUUUUCCGAGCUACUAUGUCCACUUCCGCCACCCCAACACACCACCCUCUGCCAUAGCCCCCCUCCCCAUGUGCCCAAGAACUGGCAAAAAGCCCAAGCUAAUCCCCAACACUAGCCCCCAGUCCUCAGGGAUUUCCCAUCCGGUGUACUGCUGCGCCUCAGUGGAAGCGUGCUACGGCGAGCCCUGCAGGAUCACCGGCUACUCUGCCUAUACCAGUGUGAUUCCAGCCAUCGCCAGAGGGGGGUGCUCCUUCAGUUCCUCAGAUUGCAACACGUGCACCCACUGCAUUAAAAGAGAUGACUAUCCAUCAACCCUCCAAGACCACCAUAGUCCGUCUUCAAUCCCCAUCUGUCCCAAUCCUAAAGUCCUCACGGGCUGCCCCAUUCCCACAGUGCCUCCAGCCGGCCAAUCAGUGCCCCACGUUCAGACUCCGCUGUCUGACCCCAGCCAACCGCAGCCGCCAUUGCAGGUGGCGAAGGAGUGUCCGCAGAUUGCCAAGCCACCCAGUGGGUCCAGGUCUGGCACACGCGGUGCCAGCGGCCUCGCCUCAGCCGUCUGCCCUCUCAACAGAGAAAAGAAAGCAAAGCUCUGCUCUGCCAGUGCCGGAGGGCGGACGGUUGCCAAGCAGCCAAAGACCAGCCACCAAAAAGCCACCAACGGCUGGCAAGCAGUCGGCCUGCCCUUUCAGAAGGAAGUUUUUUCUGUGGGCGAGGAGGCUCUGGUGCCGAGGAAGUGUUUUCAGGGAGUCCAAAGGGAGGGGGAGCUGAUUCGGGUCAGGGACACUGUUCUACUCAAGUCUGGACCCAGGAAGAAGUCUCUGCCUUACGUGGCCAAGAUCUCCGCUUUGUGGGAGGAGCCAGAGUCAGGAGAGCUGAUGAUGAGCUUGUUUUGGUACUAUCGUCCAGAACACACACAUGGGGGACACAACCCCAACUUACAUUGUGAGAAUGAGAUCUUUGCGUCGCGUCAUCAGGAUGUCAACAGUGUGGCCUGUAUUGAAGACAAAUGCUAUGUCCUAACGUUGGCACAGUAUUGUCGAUUUUGUGCCUUGGUGAAACGCCAUCGGGAGGGCGUACGUGGCACAGCCGCCUCCCUCGUGGUGCCACCCCCUGUUGGCAAUGCCAUGCCCACCCACCACUGUGUGCCCGAUGACAUCGACCCAGAACUGGUGUUUUUCUGUCGACAUGUCUAUGACUUCCGCUACGGACGCCUCCUCAAGAACCUACAGUAACGUUAAAGGACGUGAGCUAAUGUGUCUCUGCUGAAGUGAGUUCCAUCUGUCACAACGUUAACUAGCUAAACUACCUACCUGCUGAGAGAGGACGUGUGAAAUGCUGUCGUACAGAUACAGGGUGUUCAGGAUGAAGGUUUGCGAGAUGAGAUUUGAAAUCUUUCUUUUAGACACACUUGUUUAGCUGAGCAACGUAUUGGGUAAUGUGACCGCUAAAAUGCAAUUACGCUACAUGUUGCUGGUGUCGUAGCAGCUGUGUGAAGAACCUGGAACCUUCUCUGCUGUAGAAAUGCUACUGUAGCUCUUAGAAAUGUGACAUUUGGUAAAUGCAAAGCGACAUCUGUGUUACACGUGAAUAGUGUUACGACCUACAAAUGUCCAUCUGUGUCUCAGCGAUAGUUAUUAAGAAAUUCCUGUGUAUUUUAACACAGCUGGUGGCAGGAAAUGGCAAGAAACAAACGAUUUGUGAGCGGAUGACGACUGAAGGUCACUUUCACACCGACCAUAAUUGGUUUUAUUUAGUCGGCCCGCAGUCUGUUCUUGUGGCAGGAGCAACCAAACGUUCAAGCUCCAAUGCGGCGCUUGAAGACGAACUGUGAUCCUCUUGAAAAGACAAGACGUUGGGUGUCUACACAUCAGCACGUUUUAGUCCAGUUAAACCUGAACAUUCGUUUUCCCUCUUGGUACCAUUUGAUUGGGUACUUCUGGGCACGGUAACCGCAUUUUUGUGCAGGCAAAAACAACCGGACCGAGACCUGUGAGAGGAAGUGGUCUUGAUCUGGUCUAAAACAAACUAUGGGGUAAUUCAUUGGUGGUGAGAACACAAACAAACAAACAAAAACAACUAGACUAAAUAAUCAAUCCAGGUGUGAGUAAUACAGGCUAUAAAUAUUUUUUGCUAGUAAACGGCGGGUUGGUGUGGCCUGGAAACACACAUGACAAACACAACGAUGCACAGCUUUUGAAAAGCAACAAAAAUAUAAGGCAACACGUUAAAGUGUCCAGUGAAUGAGUUACCAAGAAGAAUUAAAGAUUUCCCACUCAUCUGUACUACAGUGUCACGUCAAUAAAUAAA